This is a messenger RNA of Harpegnathos saltator (Jerdon's jumping ant), 532 nucleotides long. Its product is annotated as coiled-coil domain-containing protein 12. Bases 29 to 469 code for a protein of 146 amino acids. Lineage: Eukaryota; Metazoa; Arthropoda; Insecta; Hymenoptera; Formicidae. The record is from RefSeq and is a predicted model, not a curated record. The transcript is spliced from 3 exons. Gene Ontology annotation, cellular component: U2-type spliceosomal complex; post-mRNA release spliceosomal complex.
UGUAAAUCUCUCAGGAGUCUAUUUAAAAAUGACUGAAGAGAAGAUUGGUUCUUUGGAGGAGGAGGCACUGAAAAGAAAAGAGCGGUUACAGGCACUCAAGAGGCAAAAUGAAGACAGCAAGGAAAACAAGGACGAUGGAACUGAAAACUUGCCAAAGCCAAAAUUUCGAAGCUACAAGCCACAGAACGAAAGUCUGAAAAGCAAUGUGGUAGAGGACGCGAAACCAGGUGAUGUGGAAGCUGUGGUGCAAGAACAAUUGGAUGCAGCGAGUAGUAAAGUGGUCAUUGAAGAACUAAAUAUCAGUAAUCUGGCACCAAGGAAACCAGAUUGGGAUUUGAAGCGAGAUAUAGCCAAGAAAUUAGAGAUUUUAGAGAGAAGAACACAGAAAGCGAUAGCUGAGGAAGUAAGAGCACGUCUCAAACAAGGUCAACAAGAUCUGGCGGCUUAUGUAAAUGUGCCUGAUAAAUGAUAGAACUGCUAUUAUUAAUGCAUAUGUAUAUUUUGUAAUAAAUCAUACAUUUUUAUAGAGUUU